GUGGGGACGGGAUGUAGUAUUUUUCUCGCGAUAAUGAGGGCUAUGUGGAAUCUAAUGCGAUUUUGCGAGCUUCGUCACUCUGUCCCUAAGUUCUGAAGGCCGAAAUUAUGUGGCAGUGAAUGCAGGGGGAGAAAGGAGCGCACUUCGCUUUCCAUUCCCCAGGAAUUACUUUAUCUUUCUUUUUCAUUCCCUCUUUUCCCCCGCUUGCACACACUAAUGACUUGCCCUUGCUUGUAUUUAGCUGCAGCUCACUUGUUCUGAUUUAUCUCAUAAGGCUUCUCCAAUACUCUGCAUCGAGAAUUUGAUUGAACUCCGAAAAUGGUUUCAAGAUCGUACUCAAAUCUAAUGGAUCUUGUUUCUGGUGAUUCGCUCACCGUUGGACGAGUCGGCAGAAGGCUGCCUAGAGUAAUGACAGUAGCCGGUAUCAUCUCCGAUCUAGAUGAGGAAAACUCAAAUAGUGUGGUUUCUGAUGCCCGAUCUUCGGUUUCUCAAGAUCGAGUAAUUAUAGUAGGCAAUCAGCUCCCUCUUCGUGCUCACCGCAUGCCGGACAACAAUGGCUGGAACUUUAGCUGGGAUGAGGAUUCUUUGCUCUUACAGCUCAAGGAUGGUCUCGGGGAAGAUGUCGAAGUUGUGUAUAUUGGCUGCCUUAGGGAGGAGAUUGAUCCAAAAGACCAAGAUGAUGUUUCACAAACCCUUCUGGAGACCUUCAGGUGUGUUCCCACAUUUCUGCCUCCCGAACUCUUCAGCAAAUUCUAUCAUGGUUUCUGCAAGCAGCAAUUAUGGCCGCUGUUUCACUAUAUGCUCCCUCUUUCUCCUGAUCUUGGUGGUCGCUUUGAUCGCUCGCUGUGGCAAGCCUACGUCUCUGUGAACAAAAUUUUUGCUGACAAGAUCAUGGAAGUAAUCAGCCCUGAAGAAGAUUUUGUCUGGGUUCAUGACUACCAUCUCAUGAUCCUGCCAACAUUCUUGAGAAAGAGAUUUAACCGAGUCAAGCUUGGAUUCUUUUUGCACAGUCCUUUCCCUUCUUCUGAGAUUUACCGAACACUUCCUGUCAGGGAUGAGCUUCUCAGGGCCCUCCUCAACUCUGAUCUGAUUGGAUUUCAUACCUUUGAUUAUGCCAGGCAUUUUCUUUCCUGUUGUAGCAGAAUGCUUGGCCUUUCUUACCAAUCUAAGAGGGGCUAUAUUGGGAUCGAGUAUUACGGACGCACUGUUAGCAUCAAAAUUCUUCCUGUUGGGGUUCACCUCAGGCAGCUUCAAUCCAUACUAGACCUUCAUGAGACAGAAUCCAAAGUUGUUGAACUACUCGACCAGUUUAAGGGCCGGACCGUCUUGCUUGGAGUUGAUGAUAUGGACAUAUUUAAAGGUAUCAGCUUGAAGCUUCUGGCAAUGGAACAGUUUCUCAUGCAGCAUCCCGAAUGGGAAGGAAAGGUUGUUUUGGUGCAGAUUGCAAACCCAGCCAGAGGCCGAGGCCGAGACGUCCAGGAGGUACAGACCGAGACGUACUUAACAGCCAUGAGAAUUAACGAGACAUUCGGAAGACCAGGUUACGAACCCAUAGUUCUCAUUGAUAGCUCGCUCCAGUUCUACGAGAGAAUUGCUUAUUAUGUUAUAGCUGAGUGCUGCCUUGUUACUGCAGUAAGGGAUGGCAUGAAUCUCAUCCCUUAUGAAUAUGUUAUUUGCAGGCAAGGAAAUGAGAGAUUGGAUAACCUGUUGCAGCUGGAUGUAUCAGAACCAAAAAGGAGUAUGCUUGUUGUCUCAGAGUUCAUUGGGUGCUCGCCAUCGCUUAGCGGAGCUAUUCGUGUCAACCCAUGGAAUGUCGAUUCAGUGGCGGAAGCCAUGGAUACAGCAUUGGCAAUGAGUUACAACGAGAAGCAGCUUCGCCAUGAGAAACACUAUCGUUAUGUGAGCACCCACGAUGUUGGUUAUUGGGCGAAUAGCUUCUUGCAGGAUUUGGAGAGGACGUGUCGCGACCACGGUAGGAGGAGGUGUUGGGGUAUUGGUUUUGGUUUGGGCUUUAGGGUGAUUGCUCUUGAUCCCAAUUUUAGAAAACUUUCUGUGGAACACAUUGUUUCGGCGUAUAGAAGGACGAAAAACCGAGGUAUCCUUUUGGAUUAUGAUGGAACCAUGAUGCCUCGAACAUCUAUCAAUAAGAAGCCUACUCCUGAAGCUAUAAGCAUCCUCAAUAGCUUGUGUAGGGAUCCAGACAACCUAGUUUUUUUGGUUAGUGGAAAAGACAAGGAUACUCUCAGUGAUUGGUUUUCACCUUGCAACAAACUUGGUCUUGCUGCAGAGCAUGGGUACUUCAUGAGGCAAAACCAAGACUCAAACUGGGAGACACGCAUCCCCGUUCCGGAAUUUGACUGGAAGCAGAUUGCUGAACCUGUUAUGCAGUUAUACACGGAAACAACCGAUGGAUCGAGCAUAGAAGCGAAAGAAAGCGCGCUUGUUUGGCAUUAUCAAUAUGCAGACCCUGAUUUUGGUUCAUGCCAGGCCAAAGAACUUCUAGACCACCUUGAAAGUGUUCUUUCAAAUGAGCCUGUUUCUGUCAAAAGUGGCCAACAUUUUGUUGAAGUUAAGCCACAGGGUGUCACAAAGGGCUUAGUUGCAGACCACCUUUUGUCGAUGAUGCGGGAGAAGACUAAACUUCCAGAUUUUGUUGUUUGCAUUGGUGACGAUCGAUCGGAUGAUGACAUGUUCGAGGUCAUCAAUAGUGCAAGGGCAGGGUCUGCUUUGUCUCCCAUCGCCGAAGUUUUUGCUUGCACUGUCGGGCAGAAGCCGAGCAAGGCCAAAUACUAUCUGGAGGAUACAACAGAGAUUGUAAGGAUGCUGCAGGGGCUUGCAAUGGCUUCAGAUCAAAUGGGGCUUGUUUCAGCCUCUCAGGCUCUCAGUAUUUUCGAAGGCGACUAAUGGAUGCAAUGGAGAUUGCAAGAAUGCUGCAGGGUUUCUUUCUUGGUGGGUUUGGUUCUGAUCAUUUGUUGUGGGUGUAUAUAUUUUUGAUGAAAAAAUUAUAUAUUUAGGCGAGUUUAUAGUUGGCUAGUUAUAUAUUUUGUGAUUGGGUUGUGCUAUUGUGAUGGUAGAAUGUAUAUUUAGUCUUCUUCAUUUUAAAUUCUGAGUUUGUUUGUG
Messenger RNA from Phalaenopsis equestris, 3120 nucleotides. Its product is annotated as alpha,alpha-trehalose-phosphate synthase [UDP-forming] 5-like. The transcript is spliced from 4 exons. Bases 319 to 2904 code for a protein of 861 amino acids. Lineage: Eukaryota; Viridiplantae; Streptophyta; Magnoliopsida; Asparagales; Orchidaceae. Gene Ontology annotation, molecular function: catalytic activity. Gene Ontology annotation, biological process: trehalose biosynthetic process. The record is from RefSeq and is a predicted model, not a curated record. Gene Ontology annotation, cellular component: cytosol.